UAGAAAACUACAUGAAAAUCAGGAAAUAAUAGAACAACUGAUACUUCCAAAAUGUUACAGAGAUCAAGUAUUAAGAGGUCUGCAUAACGACGUUGGUCAUCCAGGUAAGGAAAGGACAAUGAGAUUGUUACGAGAAAGAUUUUAUUGGCCAGGGAUGUCAGUUGACGUAGACCAAUGGAUUUCCAAAUGUGACAGGUGCUUGAGGAGAAAAAGCUCAGUACAUAGUAGAGCUCCACUCAUAAAUGUAAACACGACUUACCCUCUUGAGUUAGUCUGUUUAGAUUUCUUGACACUUGAACCAGCCAAAGGAGGCAUAGCAAAUGUCUUAGUAAUCACAGACCAUUUCACUAAAUUUGCCAUGGCUGUGCCCACAAAAAAUCAAACUGCUAAGACAACUGCUGAGACUUUCUACAACAAUUUUAUUGUUCAUUAUGGUUCACCAACAAGACUUCACUCAGAUCAAGGAGCAAAUUUUGAAAGCGAAAUCAUCAAGGAGUUAUGUAAACUUACUAAUAUUCAGAAGAGUCAUACUUCAAUUUAUCAUCCGCAAGGCAAUUCAGGACCAGAAAGAUUCAAUAGAACAUUAUUGGACAUGCUAGGAACUCUUGAAAAUUCACAAAAGGCAGACUGGAAGAAAUAUGUGAAUCAUCUUGUCUAUUGCUAUAACUGUACUCCUCAUGAAUCUACACGAGUUGCACCAUUUGAAAUCAUGUUUGGUCGAAAACCCCGACUUCCUAUAGAUACACUUUUUGAACAAGCAAAUGAUAGUCUUGUAAACAAAGGUACAAAAGAAUACAUUAUGGAUCUCAAGGAAAAAAUGUUAAAAACUAGGAGAAUCGUUGAUGAGUAUGUGUCAAAAGCAAAGAAGAAACAAAAGAAAUAUUAUGACACUAAGGCAAAAGCUGCAAGAAUAGAAGUUGGUGAUAAGGUCUUGGUUAAAGUGUUAUCAUUUGAGGGUAAACACAAGAUUGCUGACAAAUUUGAAGAAGAUGUGUACUCCGUAAUUGAACAAGUAAAAGACAACAUUCCAGUCUACAAGGUUAAGUCUGAUGUAUCUGGUAGAGUGAAAACCUUGCACAGAAACCAUUUAUACCUGUUACAACAUCAGGAUAAUAUAAAUGGGGAAAAUCAAGAAGUAGAUGUUGUGGAAAAGGAGGAUGCAUCCAAUGUGAAAGAAGAGAAUGGUAUUGAUAGAUGUGACGUCACGGAAAUUGAAGAAGAGUCUGAGUCUGAUGAUGACACAGGUGAUCUUGUAGUAUUCACAAGAUCAGGGGACGCCCAUAAUCCUGUAGUAGUCAAGGACAAAGUUCUAAAGGAAAGAACAGAAAAUAAGAAGGUGAGUAUUGAUAUGCCAAUUGAUUUAAUUUCAGAUAAGGAUACUAGGCCUAAGGAUGAUGGAAAGAAGAAGGAAGUUAAAUCACCUGAAGGUGCAGAGGUUUCAGAAACAAAAAAAACAUUGAUCGUCAGAACAGAUGAUACAGGAACAGAUGAAACAGAAGAAUUAGUGAGUGUCAAUAUAGAUGAAACAGAGGAAGUGACUGUCCCAGAAUCAGAAGAUACAGAUACAGAAGACACUGAAACAACAACAAAUAGAGAAACAGAAAAUACCAAGACACAAGGCAGUGAUGUAGAUGAUGAAGAGAGACAGGAGAAAGACAUCCAAACACAAACAACUCCUAUUGCAGCAGAACAAAGGGAAACACCACCUAAAGAGUCGCCUAGACCUCAACCUAAACCAAGACGUGUAGCAAGAGACAGAAAGCUUCCUAAACAUUUGGAGGACUACCAGUUAUAUAGUGUUGUACCUAGACCACAGGAUCCAAGAUUUCAAGCCCUGAGACAGGUAAUGGAGUCAGGAGUAUUGGACACAUUAGAUAGUGAAAUGGCCAGGAGAUUAGUCAACAGUAUUUUUCAGUAAAGUGUAUUAUUGCUGUAACACUUUUGUUGACAUUGUAAAUAUUUGCUUAUUCUGAUAAUGUCACUCAUGUAUGAAUUUUAUUAUUAUUUUUAUCAGAUUGCUAUAUACAAUUGUUUUUAACAAAUAUUGAACAUUAAGCCUAAAAGGAACGAUAUUAAUGCUUUGUAAUUGUUAUUGUGAGGACACAAUUUCAAAGUAAGGGGAGACAAUCAACAAUGAUUAGGUAAGGACACGUAAGUUACGCAUUGAAACAAGGUAGAAGUAUAUCUUAUAUGUAGAUAUGUAGUGGAUAUGUUAUUCAAAUGUAGAAGUUGAAUAUAUCUCGUAUGUAGAUAUUUUAUUGCAGUUAAUAGUAUGGUAGCUGUAAUUUAAAAUGCUGACAUAAGCAUUUUUUGACAACUGACAGAUAUUGACUGUUUGGUAUAUGUUGAAAAUAGUUUGACUUUAUAAUGACGGGACGUCAUUUCUCAGGCCAGGGAAAUAUGUAACCGGUUGAAAAUUUGGUAUCUUUAACCUUACUUGUUCAUAUUGUAUGAUUUAGUGGUCUCUGACCAUGUUUUGAUAGAGUUCCUUCCCUUUGACCAAAUAUUUCUGUUUUUAUCCAUUAGAGUUACCUUACUUGGAAUAAUUCCCGCUAUAGGUGGCGUUUUCAGUUAUUUUGCACAGAAGGCUUGUUGAAAUCAUGGAAAGGGGUUGCAAAGUUUUGUGCUCGUUGUUUUAAAUUAAGUUUUAAGGUCCUUAUUGGAAUAAAUUAUGUAACCUGGGUAUUAUGUGGUAACCGCUGCUUGGCUGUUUUUCUAAGUAACCAGCACCAGUCAGAGAGAAUGAGUGAAAGUGUAGACAUGACGUUCAUUCCAUAAAUGGACGUGAUUAUCAUUCUACACGUUUAACUUUGAUUCUACGAUGUACGUUAUGGCCUCUUAAGUGUUCUACAAUGUAUUAGCUUAGCAAGUAUUAUUAAAGGAACUGUGAACCUA
Mercenaria mercenaria is the source of this 2895-nucleotide messenger RNA. RefSeq lists its product as uncharacterized. The coding region runs from base 119 to 1918 and encodes 599 amino acids. The transcript has 3 exons. NCBI's taxonomy places the organism in Eukaryota, Metazoa, Mollusca, Bivalvia, Venerida, Veneridae. Gene Ontology annotation, molecular function: nucleic acid binding. Gene Ontology annotation, biological process: DNA integration. The record is from RefSeq and is a predicted model, not a curated record.